Dichomitus squalens LYAD-421 SS1 is the source of this 894-nucleotide messenger RNA. RefSeq lists its product as uncharacterized. Gene Ontology annotation, molecular function: sequence-specific DNA binding; DNA-binding transcription factor activity. The coding region runs from base 1 to 894 and encodes 297 amino acids. Gene Ontology annotation, biological process: regulation of DNA-templated transcription. The record is from RefSeq and is a predicted model, not a curated record. NCBI's taxonomy places the organism in Eukaryota, Fungi, Basidiomycota, Agaricomycetes, Polyporales, Polyporaceae. The transcript is spliced from 3 exons.
AUGUCGCUCGACACCCAGGUCGCUCUCGCAAGGCCAUCCUUGCGGGGCGAGUCCACUCACCUGUCCAGGGCCGCGCGGCAAGUCGUCCCCCCCUUUCUCCAGAAGCUCUACGAAAUCGUCAACGACGCCUCCAAUGAAGAACUCAUCAAGUGGUCCGAGAAUGGCGACUCCUUCUACGUUCUCAACCAUGAAAAGUUCGCACGUGAGGUCCUCGGACGCUGGUUCAAGCACCAAAAGUUUGCGUCCUUCGUGCGACAGCUGAACAUGUACGGUUUUCACAAAAUUCCUCAUCUGCAGCAAGGCGUCCUGAAGAGCGACUCUGACACCGAACCAUGGCACUUUGAACACCCCAAUUUUCAUCGUGGCCAACCCGACCUCCUCUGCCUCAUCCAGCGCAAGAAGCAGCCCGCCCACGGCCAGCCCGACGAUGCCGCCAUGGACAUGCACGAUGCCGCCAGCCCCGUCGCCAGCGUCACCCCGGGCCACCUCAUGGACAUCAACUCGAUCGUCAACGGCGUCGCCGCGAUCAAACGCCAUCAGCAGGCCAUAUCCGCCGACCUCAGCGCCCUGAAGCAGUCCAACGACGCGCUCUGGAAAGAAGCCGUCGCCGCUCGCCAGCGACACGCGAAGCACCAGGACACGAUCAACCGGAUCCUCAAAUUCUUGGCUGGCGUGUUCGGGCACACUGACGACGCAGGCCACUCGAGCGAUGGCUCACACUCCCCGCCCCAGGUGACGCCGCACAUGCGGCAGAGGCUGAUGAUCGGAGACGGUCGGGCUCCCUCGAAAGUGAGGCACGUGGAUAUUAUGGAGGUCGAGGAUGACGAGGCGAACGCUAUGCGUGGCACCAAUUCAUUUUCUUCGGGUGAGCACUCUACUCGUGUCUUAUCCUAG